AUGGCCAGAUGGAGAACUCCACAGGCAUGGCAGACAGCAGCACAUAAAUUGAAGAGUAAUCCAUCAAGGUUUCCAGGUAUGGAGCAAGAUUUGUUUCUAGUUCUAGCAUGUAGUUAUCAUAAUUUGCCUAGUGAUAACAUCAAAUCAUGUUUCAUCUAUUGCUCUUUAUUCCCCAAGAAUCAUGAAAUUGGUCGUGAUCAGCUAGAAGAACUUUGGAUUGGGGAGGGAUUCUUGGAUGAAUUUGAUCACAUACGUGAAGCAAGAAACCAAGGAGACUCCAUUAUUGCGCGUUUACAGGGUGCAUUUCUAUUGCGGGAUGGUAUGUCCGAGAAAUAUGUGACAAUGCACGACAAAAUUUGUGAUAUGGCCUUGUGGAUAGCUCAUGAAGGUGGGAGGAAGAAGAAAUUUGUGGUAGAAAAACAGGUUGAAUUGAUUGAAGCUGACGAAGUGGCAACAUGGAAGGAGGCACAGAGGAUAUCAUUGUGGGACUGUAGUGUGGGAGAGCUGAAAGCGUCACCAUCUUUCCUCAAUCUUGAGACAAUAUUGAUGGUAUCGUAUAGUAACGCUACCAAUCCAGCUCGAGAAACUGUCAAAACUAAGGUGUUUGAUAUUGGAUGAGAUGCAUCUGCUUCGAAUAAUU
Molecule: messenger RNA, 640 nt
Organism: Vitis riparia (riverbank grape)
Lineage: Eukaryota; Viridiplantae; Streptophyta; Magnoliopsida; Vitales; Vitaceae
Product: probable disease resistance protein At1g15890
Exons: 2
Coding region: 1-618 (205 amino acids)
Biological process (GO): defense response to other organism
Source: RefSeq, a predicted model, not a curated record